This is a messenger RNA of Populus euphratica (Euphrates poplar), 1485 nucleotides long. RefSeq names its product 7-deoxyloganetin glucosyltransferase-like. Gene Ontology annotation, molecular function: quercetin 7-O-glucosyltransferase activity; quercetin 3-O-glucosyltransferase activity. The coding region runs from base 58 to 1314 and encodes 418 amino acids. The record is from RefSeq and is a predicted model, not a curated record. The transcript has 2 exons. NCBI's taxonomy places the organism in Eukaryota, Viridiplantae, Streptophyta, Magnoliopsida, Malpighiales, Salicaceae.
UGAUAAGCCUAUACAAAGACCAGAAUCUCUAAUGCGAAGACAACAGAGUGACACAGCAUGAGAAUCCAUUUUCGGUUUGAAUCCAUUCCGGAUGGCUUCCCUCCUCCGGAUGAGAAUGCCACACACGAUAUCUAUGCAAUUUGUGAGGCUUCCAGGAAAAACUUAUUGGGUCCAUUUAAUGACCUGCUUGACAAGCUGAAUGACACAGCAUCUUCUGAUGUCCCCCCAGUGACUUAUAUCGUCUCUGAUGGUGCCAUGCCAGUCGCGAUCGAUGCUGCUGCGAUGCACGAAAUUCCUAUUGCAUUGUUCUAUACUAUCUCUGCUUGCAGCUUCAUGGGGACUAAACAAUUUCGAGCACUCAAAGAGAAAGGCCUGACACCACUAGAAGACGAGAGCUUUUUAACAAAUGGUUACUUGGACAAAGUAGUAGAUUGGCUCCCAGGAAUGAGAGAUAUAAAGUUAAGGGACCUUCCAAGUUUUGUUCGAACAACAGAUCCAAAUGAUUAUAUGUUCAACUUCUGCGUGGAAUGUGCUGAGAGGGCUUCUGAAGGUUCUGCCGUUAUUUUCCAUACUUUUGAUGCAUUGGAGCAAGAGGUUCUGAAUGACUUUUACUCCAUGUUUCCUCACGUCUAUGCGAUUGGUCCACUUCAAUUGCUUCUCAAUCAAAUGCGAGAAGAUGAUCUGAAUUCUAUUGGAAGUAAUCUAUGGAAAGAAGAAGUUGAAUGUCUCCAAUGGCUGGAUUCCCAGAAACCCAACUCAGUCGUUUACGUUAAUUUUGGUAGCGUAGAGGUCGCUACAAAGCAGCAGCUCAUUGAAUUUGGAAUGGGACUUGUAAAAAGUGGUCACCCAUUUUUAUGGAUCAUAAGGCCUGACAUGAUCGCUGGCGACUGUGCGAUAUUGCCGCCAGAAUUCACUGAAGAAACUAAAGACAGGGGCUUUAUUUGUAGUUGGUGUCCACAAGAGGAAGUCCUCAACCACCCAUCAGUUGGAGCUUUUCUAACACAUUGUGGAUGGACUUCCAUAAUUGAGAGCAUUUCUUCUGGGGUGCCUAUGCUUUGCUGGCCAUUCGCUGGUGAUCAACAAACAAACUGUAGGUACACAUGCACUGAGUGGGGAAUUGGAAUGGAGAUUGAUAGCAAUGUGACAAGAGAUAAAGUGGAGAAUAUUGUGAGAGAGUUUAGGGAGCGAGAGAAAGGUAAAGAAAUGAAGAAGAAAGCCAUGGAGUGGAAAAAAUUAGCGGAGGAGGCCACUGGGGCCGGUGGUUCAUCAUCCAUGAACUUAGACAAGUUGGUGACGGAAGUGCUGCUGUCAUAAAAAAAAUUUUUGCUUCUUUUAUUAAAAGAUAAUUUAAGCUGAAGUCAAAUGUAUUGUUUUCAAGGUGAUUAGGGCUGAUACAUUGCUUAAUAAUAUCUGAUAUAAACACACAUCAUAUCCUAGGCUUUUUAAAUUGCUAAAUAAUAAUAUGGCAGGCUAAUGUGGAGUGUU